Paramecium sonneborni is the source of this 681-nucleotide messenger RNA. Lineage: Eukaryota; Ciliophora; Oligohymenophorea; Peniculida; Parameciidae. The record is from the annotation of a GenBank genome assembly.
AUGAAUUAAAAGAGAAAUAAGAGUAUAAGCAAGAAAAAAAAUUUAAUUGCAAUAAGAACUUAAUAACACAAUAAAAUAUUAAGAGAAGUAGAGAUUAGAAGAAUAUACAACUUUUAGAAAGGCUCGUACAGAAAGAAUUACUAAAAGAGAAGGAAAAGCAUGUAUAAUUAUGAAAAGAAUAACAAAUAAAGCAAAAUAAAUUGUUUAAUGAAUAAAUCUAAAGUGCCUAUCAGCAUAUUGGAUAUGAAAUCUUAGUACUCUAUUUUGAUAUCUAAAAGAAAUUUCAUGAUAAUAUAAUUCAUAUAUUUUGAUAAGUAUAUUGAGUUGUAAUUUCAAAACGGAAAAAUAGUAUCGAUAAUUUUGAGUCACUGGUUGAUUAAUUGUCAUACAACUUAUCACAAAUUGAAAAUUGAGGUAGAAAAAUAAAAAACAAGGUCUUAUAGAAACAGCAUAAUUUAGUAUCAGCAAUCAAAAAAUUUAAAGAUGAUCCAAAAAGAGAAAAUGCUAAGUUAGUAAAAGAGAGUUUCAAUAAUAAUUCAGAAUAAAAUCAAUUGUAAGAGAUAGUUAAUAAAACAAACUUUAAAAAUAAUUAAUUAGGAGAAUAAAUCUAUUAAUUAAAUUGGAAAUAAAUUUCUGAUUAAAAAAAGAUUCUCGUCUUAGAUUGAUUAGUUUUUCAAAUGA